Nezara viridula (southern green stink bug) is the source of this 3790-nucleotide messenger RNA. The record is from the annotation of a GenBank genome assembly. Lineage: Eukaryota; Metazoa; Arthropoda; Insecta; Hemiptera; Pentatomidae.
GAAAAUCAAUUUUGUUGUUCAUUGUUGUAUACUGUUGCAUGACAACAAUAAAUCUAUUAUUGUUAUUUAAUAAACUGAAAUUGAAUGUGCUGGAUAUAAAUUUCGCUGAUUUGUAUCCUAUUGUUUUAUUAAACUCACACUCGAUAGAAGCAAAUUAAAUAGAAAGUUCAUCAAUGGAUAUAGCAGCUUCAGAAACAGAAUCUGAAAUAGCAAAGGUCAAUGAUGAACAAUCUGAAACCGUUAUUCCGUCGGAAAAUAGACCUGUAGAAGAAAUUAUAAAUCAGCCUACUGAGCAAAAUCAAACUACGAUUCUUGUGAACGAAAAAGAACAAGAAACGGAGCUAAAUGAGCAAGAAAACGAGAAAACGGAGCAAGAAAAUGAGCAACAAGAGCAAGAAAAUGAGCAACAAGAGCAUGAAAAUGAGCAACAAGAGCAAGAAAAUGAGCAACAAGAGCAAGAAAAUGAGCAACAAGAGCAAGAAAAUGAGCAACAAGAGCAAGAAAAUGAGCAACAAGAGCAAGAAAAUGAGCAACAAGAACAAGAAAAUGAGCAACAAGAGCAAGAAAAUGAGCAACAAGAGCAAGAAAAUGAGCAACAAGAACAAGAAAAUGAGCAACAAGAGCAAGAAAAUGAGCAACAAGAACAGGAAAAAGAGCAAGAAGAGCCACAGCAAGUUGAUACAAUUGAGAAUACGGAUGUAUUAUCAAAUCGCGAAUCAAUCUUAGUUACAGAUAUUGUUGGUGAAGAACUGCUGCUUGUUUUAAUAGAGAAUCAUGAAAAUUCUCUAUUGAUUUUCAUUAAUGAUAAAGAAUGUAGCCUUUCUCAGGAGGUGCUAUCGAUACUCGAGAAAUUCUCAGAAUCGAAUAUAUCAAUGGAAGUGGUUGAUGUUAGCGAAGUCACAAGUUUCACUCCAGAUUUCAAUGAAGUGUUGAAGCAAUUUACCGAAAAUGACCUUCCUUUAGUAUUCUACAAGCAAAAGUAUGUCGCCAAUUACUCUGAAAUCAUGAAUUCGAACCGUUUUGGACGUUUGGAUCUCAUCCUAGAACCGCCAAUCAGCCCUUUCUAUCACAUUGUCAUCAUAGGUAGUGGUCCAGGAGCCCAAUCUGUGAUAGCCGAACUUGAGCGGUUCGGUAAAAGCUUGAAAAUCGCUUUGGUAGAUUGGACACCUCUCAUACCUUACAACGAAGGGCGAAUCAUAGGAUUAAAACCUCAAAGGAACCUUCCUCGAAACCUGUUAUGGAACGCUAUAAGGAAAAUCCAAAACUCUCAACAUGCGAGGCAUUUAUUUGGGCAUAAACAUCAUUCCAGUUAUGAUCUUAGCGAAAUAUGGGAAGAAGCCACUUACACAAUGGACGAAGACAUUUCCCAGGCUAAUUGGAGUUUGCGGAAAAGACUUGCGCUGAUGAAGAUUGAAUUUUAUCGUGGAACAAUUGAAUUCAAUGGACCUGACAUUAUAACUGUAACAAGCAUGGACGGGUUAGACAUCUUUGACAGCUCUUCAGAAUCUUCCAGCUCUUCUAGCUCUUCGAGCUCUUCUAGCUCUUCGAGCUCUUCGAGCUCUUCGAGCUCUUCGAGUUCUUCGAGCUCUUCGAGUUCUUCGAGCUCUUCGAGUUCUUCGAGCUCUUCGAGUUCUUCGAGCUCUUCGAGUUCUUCGAGUUCUUCGAGCUCUUCGAGUUCUUCGAGUUCUUCGAGUUCUUCGAGCUCUUCGAGUUCUUCGAGCUCUUCGAGUUCUUCGAGCUCUUCGAAUUCUUCGACUUCUUCGUGCAGUUGCAGUUCUUUCAGCACUAUCACAUUCAGUUGCAGCAGUACCAGCAGCAGCAGCAGCAGCAGCAGCAGCAGCAGCAGCAGCGAUACUGACGAUGAAGAGUACCGUGAAACCCGAAUAACAAAAAUAAUUGGAAUGAAUUUUAUAAUAUGCGGUGGUUCCCUUCCUAGAAUUGUAGAAUUUCCCGGAUUCGAACUCUGUGCAACCCUCGACAAUUUUUUAUACGAGGAAGAGUGCCCUCCAACAGCACUGAUAAUCGGCAACACACCGGAAGUAUUCGAAACGGCUUAUCUGAUUGCCUCUUAUGGUGGAGCUGUCACUGUUAUGAAUAAAUGCACCCAAUGGUUAUCAAAGUACGAUCAAGAAUCCAUAGAGAAGGUAAUACAAAGCUUUAGGCACCUUCGAGUCACCUUUCUAAAAAUUUCAAGCCUUAUGUAUAUUCAGGAAACGGACGAAGGGUAUAAGGCCAAGGUGAAGCUUGAAGAUGGUAGUACUUAUAGAAAUUUUUUCUAUACCGUCAUUAUGGAUUAUACAAGGGUGCCAUUAUCAGCUCAAAUAAAUAUAGAGGAGGCCGGUGUGAAAUUGGGUCCUUUGUCACGAAAAAUUAUCGUAAAUGAAGAAUUCAGAACUGCAAAUAAAACAAUCUGGGCCUUCGGGAACAUAGCGCGAAAACAUUUGGGAACUCCGCAAUUUGAAAUACUAGCUGGAAAGCGGGUUAUCAAUUUGAUAUUAAAGGGAUUAGACGAAAUACCAAUUCCUAAGAUUUUCCCAGUAGCUCUAUUAACUCCUCUAGAAUACGGUUUUGUAGGAGAAACCGAAAAGUCGGCCAGAUUGAAAUAUAAAUCUGAAAUUACCGUCUAUGAAUCUGAUAAUCAUCUAAUUCCUUAUUCAGAAACAAAUGUCAUAGAACAAGCGUUCCAAAUAAAAAUUAUAUGCUCUGACCAUUGGUACUGCUUUCACAGAGAAAAGCUGGAACGUGUGAUAGGCAUACAUUUUCUUGGCCGAAAUGCGGGCCGCUUAAUUACUGGAUUCGCCUCCUCAUUAGAGAAGGGAAUCACCAAAAGACAGUUCAUUGAACAGGUGUCAAUAAAGGGUUCCUCAGAACUGGGAGUAUUCCAAACAGGACUGAAAUUAAAGAAUGUAUCUGAGAAAAAAACGAUUCCAUCAAGUGCAGAAUUUAUGAAAAAAAAAAAAUACUCAAAGACUAUUAUACCAUACCAUGGUACUGAAGAACACCCAUUUACCUUACAACGUAUGGGUCAGGGCAAAGAAUAUAGUGGUGAGUUUCCCCAACCAGAUGCAAAUAAGCCAAUAAAUCCCUCACCGAUUACAGGUGUAUGGACUUUGAAAUCGGGUCAAUCAAGUGCUACUAAUACAUCGAGCUCAGAUACACUAUCUUUCAACCUAAGUUAUUCGUCGUCCGAUGGUUCUUUAGAAUGUUAUGAUAUCGACCCUGAUCCCUCAUAUAUUAGCAUUGACGUCUCUGAAACAUUAAUCUCAGAAUCACGUGAAUCAUUCCAAAGUGUUCCAUGUUCUAGAAAUAGUUCAGAUGACGCUAUAUUUGAGAGAAUACACAUAGGGAAGACACUGCAAAAUCUGAGUACUACUUCAGUAUACCAGGACUUUAAUGGAGAGACGAAAUUCGACAAUUGUCCCCGAUCGCCGCCGACUUUUUCUCCUACCCCAGAUGUAACCCCAGAUGUACUUAAUUUGGAACUUUCCAUUAUAUGGUUUAUGCUCCCAUUCGUACUCGCCAACGCAUCGGAGACUCUGAAUACCGAAGAAAUAUACACUGAAGUCUCUGCCGUAGAUUCUACGGAGUCAAUUUCGUUCUUGGAAAUGAGCGCACAGUUAGGAACAAACCCGAUCGAUGCACCUUAUGAUAACCUUAGCGAUGAUGAUAGUCUAUCGAGUUUCAACAACAUGUUCCACGAUUAGAUAUUUAGAGGAGAGUACGCAAGAACAAAAUUACCAGUUUUAAAUAGAAAAACAAGUUUUUAAUAAAAUAUUAUUUUUAAAAUAUA